This is a messenger RNA of Calidris pugnax (ruff), 1729 nucleotides long. It is a transcript of the gene MTHFS, whose product is annotated as 5,10-methenyltetrahydrofolate synthetase (5-formyltetrahydrofolate cyclo-ligase). The record is from RefSeq and is a predicted model, not a curated record. The transcript has 3 exons. NCBI's taxonomy places the organism in Eukaryota, Metazoa, Chordata, Aves, Charadriiformes, Scolopacidae. Gene Ontology annotation, biological process: tetrahydrofolate interconversion; folic acid-containing compound biosynthetic process. Bases 8 to 637 code for a protein of 209 amino acids. Gene Ontology annotation, molecular function: 5-formyltetrahydrofolate cyclo-ligase activity. Gene Ontology annotation, cellular component: mitochondrion.
UCGGCGCAUGGAGCGGCCGGGGGAGGGCGGCGAGAUGGCGGCGGCCCUGCGGGAGGCCAAGCGGGCACUGCGAGGGGAGCUGCGGCGGCGGCUGCGGGCGCUGGGCGAGGCGGAGAAGCAGCGGCAGUCCCGCCUGCUGAGUCGCAAGGUGAUUUGCCAUCCCAAGUACCAAGACUCCAAAAGAAUUGCAAUCUUUCUGAGCAUGCCAGAUGAAAUCCAGACAGAAGACAUCAUUAAGGACAUUUUUAAGCAAGGCAAAGAGUGUUUCAUCCCACGUUACAAGCCUCAGAGCAAUCACAUGGACAUGCUGAAGUUGUUGUCAGCUGAAGAUAUUUCUUCCCUUACUUUGACAUCCUGGAAUAUUCUCCAGCCUAGUGAUGAUGACAGUGCAAGAGAGGAAGCUCUGGCUGGUGGGGGUCUUGACCUUAUCUUCAUGCCAGGCCUUGGGUUUGACAAAAAAGGCAACAGAUUGGGAAGAGGGAAAGGUUAUUAUGAUACCUAUCUUGAAAGAUGUAUGAAACAUCCCAGUGGAAAGCCUUACACGAUUGCCUUGGCUUUUAGGGAACAGAUCUGUGAAUCAGUGCCUGUGGCAGAAAAUGAUGUCCAAGUAGAUGAAAUCCUUUAUGAAGACUGCUGAAAGUAUCUUGAUACCAACCUACCUUCAGAGGGACCAACCAAAGACAUCAAAUCCAUCAGUCAUGACUGUUGAAUAGUCAAAUAUGACUUUGGGAGCAAUAAAAUACCGUAUUUGUUGAAUUGUUUGAAUAAAAAAAAAAAACAAAACAGUGUAAAUGUGGUAAUAGUAGUGAGGAUUGCAUUGAUUUGCUUCUAAUUAGCAAAUAUCUGGUGUGAAUUCUUAUUCUAGAAUCAAUAGAAACAAGAAUGUGUGACUGUUUAUUACAGUAAGGACCAUUUCUUAUCGUCGUACCUUUGAGGAAUGAGCUACUUGAUACUUAACAGUUUUAUUAUUCCAGAGAACUCACUAAUGCAGUUCUUGAUCCAUUCUGGAAUUGGAUACUUGUUAUGGUAAAAGUUCUUAGUACUUAAUUAUUAUGUGCGUCCAUGAGCAAAGCAAAAAAAAUGCCCAAUAAGUCCUAUAGUAAGCUGGGAGAAAAAUGGUGUUUGGAAAAGCCUUAAUUGAUUUUAGAGUAUACAAAAAUUUUACUGUAUACUUGUCUUCUUGAAAUCAACUUAAAAUAAAGGGAAUAUCUGUUAACAAAAAAAGAUUCAUGUCCAUAGCAUUGGUAUAUGGUUCUUUCCUUUAUCUGAACACAGGGUUGUAAUGUAGUCUAAAAUGUGGUCAGUGAGUUUUCCAUCUGGAGAAAAACAGCUCUUAUUUUUUGGAAAAUAAUAUUCAAAAUUAAAGUUCUAUAAAUUUUGUACAUGGACCAUUUAUAAUAUCCCCAAAUACUCUGUGAAGUAUGGAUACUAUGUUAAAGGAUAAAGAGAUGCUAAGAAUUACAGAGAAUAGGUUUUAUGGAUUGAGUAAGUUUUUAGGUGGAAGGGGGAAGGUUGUUUUUUCUCCAGUUCUCCAGACCAUCCUGGGUAUCAGGAAGAAGAUAGUGAAUUUUCCUCUGCAUGCUGUCCUCAUAGUAAUAGGACACAAUAUUUCCAAUCAGGAUCAAUGAAAUUGUCAAAAAAUUGUGUUCCUUCUUCAAUGCAACUUCACGUUUUCUAUACGUUUAACUUCUCCCUCAAUCAAUAAAUCAAUGCAUUUAUUUUCACCAAA